AUGGUACAACACCACCCCGGCGCCUUCAUCUCCAAAGCAAACCUUGACACCACCGAUGUCCCCUGGGCGCUAACAACACACCUCCUCUCCGUAUCGAUCCCACAAUUCAAACGCACAACCACCGCACCCUUCCUCGCACGCGCAGCAACCGGGCAACUCCCCAAGGCGCUCAUUGCACAAUGGCUUGCCAACGAUCGCCUGUACAUCCAGGGCUACAUCUCGCUCGCCGAGAGCCUCGUGCGCAUCGUCAAGCUGACAAGCUCGGCAGCGACACAAGCCAACGUUGAGUCGAUCGAGGCCAGGUUGCUCCUUUGGUUAGAUGCGGCGAUUGAGAAUGUAAAGAGGGAGUUUGAGUGGUUCGACGAGAUGACCAAGUCCUACAAUCUUGUCGCACCCACACCCUCGUCAAGCCAAAAGAGUCUAGGCGUCCAGCGAUUCGAAGCCCUCUUCACACAACUCUCGUCACAGACUCCUAACGCCUUCCUCCCCUGGCUCGAAGGCGCGGUGUGCCUUUUCUCCACCGAAAAGGUGUACUACGAAGCCUGGAGCUGGGCGCGGAAGCAGGAUCGUCGUCGGUCUGCAUCAUCCAUGCCCGGUCAGGAUUACUCGAAGGAUUUAGACGGCGGCGCGAUGAGGAAGGAGUUCAUUCCCAAUUGGUCGAAUAAGAACUUCAUGAUGUUCGUCGAAACACUCGAACGUAUCAUCAACGAAGGUGUCAGCCAGGCUGUGGCCAGCGAUGACAAGAGGUGGCAGGAGGUUGAGGCGAGGGCGGAUGCGGUGUGGCAGGCUACGCUGGAUGCGGAGGAGGCGUUUUGGCCGGAUGUUGAUGGC
Molecule: messenger RNA, 831 nt
Organism: Macroventuria anomochaeta
Lineage: Eukaryota; Fungi; Ascomycota; Dothideomycetes; Pleosporales; Didymellaceae
Product: heme oxygenase-like protein
Exons: 2
Source: RefSeq, a predicted model, not a curated record